Molecule: messenger RNA, 2710 nt
Organism: Didymodactylos carnosus
Lineage: Eukaryota; Metazoa; Rotifera; Eurotatoria; Philodinida; Philodinidae
Source: the annotation of a GenBank genome assembly
ACGAAAGUGUGUGUAAAACUGAAUAAGAUAAACAUUUCAAUUAAAUUUACAGACUUUUAUCACAUUUCAACAAAGUUUUUGAAAAUGUUGUACUUGCAAAAAAUGAUACAUAUUAAGAAACCGUUAAUAUAAAUUCAAAGAUUACAGCUCAUAAAUCGGAAACCACAACAAUUGUCGAGGCUGUUUAAUUUCAAGACGGUUAUAUAUAUUAUAGUGUUUCUACUACCCAGGUGAAAGACAUCUUACAAGAUCUUAUAAGAUCUGAUGAUUUCUUAUGCAAUCUUGUUACAAGAUCUUAUCUUAAGAUCAUGUAUGUAUGGUAAGAUUUUACAAGAAGUAAUGAUUCAUGCUUACCCCAUAAAUUUUGCUACGCUGUAUAGCAUAUAUCUCCUAAAGCAAUAGAACAACAACAUAUAACAUAGUUCUUAUGACAAAAUUUACCAUAUUUUUCUUCUUUCAACUUUACACAUCAGUUGAGUACAAAUAAAGCGCCUGGCUAUAAGAAACGUGGUUAGACACGUUCCUAAGAACAGCAGAGUCCUUCCCAUGCUCGAAAAUAUGAUGAAAAGAAAAAAAAAAUUUUUUCAAAGAGGGUCCAGAGGGCAUCUGUAGGGCAGAACCACAGACAUAAUCUUGUAAGAUUUGACGAAUUCUUAUAUGAUCUUAUGAAAUCUUUCAAGAUCUUGUCACAAGGUCUUGCAAGAUCUUAUGGAAUCUUGUUGAAUUAAAAAUCUUGAGAAAUCUUAUAAGAUUCUUGAACCAAGAUUCUUAUGAAAUCUUGUAAGAUCCUGUGAAAUCUUGUAGUGUCUUGUAAUAUGAUUUUACAAAGUCCUAUUUAAGAUUCUUCGCACUGGGUAGCUAAGAUAUUAUAAGCUAAUGCUAGAAAUUGUUGAUAAAUGAUGUUAAAAUCUAUUGCAAUUUUAAAACUUGUAGAUGGUCAAAAUGUACAAAGUUAAAAUGUUGAUUAUAAAAUUGUUUCAAUAGACAACGAUUUUUUAAAUAUAAUCCGUUUGGCCGUAUUAUUUCAUCCAAAAAACUUUGAUUUCGACAUCAAAAUGAAAGUAACAUCGGGUUACAAAAAACCCGUAGAUUUUGAUUUAGUUUCACAGUUAACACCGUCAAUAUAUUGAUGUCGAAUCAAAGCCUUUUUGAAAAUGUAUUAAAAUUGAUAUUUGACUAUCAAAUUUUUAAAAGAAACUAUUAAUAAACCGAAUGUAUCUCCUAAAAAGAAUAUUUUGAGACUCAGAAGAUAUUCCAUUUAAAGAGCAGACCUUUCUCUACAAUUCUAUGCAAGAAAAUUUUUUUCAGAAGAAUUAACGAGGGCAAACGGAUUAUAUUAAAGACAUCGAUGUAUCAUUUUUUGCAAGUACAACAUUUUCAAAAACUUUGUUGAAAUGUGAUAAAAGUCUGUAAAUUUAAUUGAAAUGUUUAUCUUAUUCAGUUUUACACACACUUUCGUAUGAUGUGUUUAAAGUUUAUUCAAAUUUUUUUGUGUUGUUUAUAUAUUCUGUUUAUUCAGCAUCUCUUUCAAAACACUCAUGCUGUAUGCUUAAUUGUUACCCCAACUGUAAAUGAUCCCAUGGGAAUAAUGUUCUAUGAUUAAAAGUAUUCUGUUUAUAAGGUCUGAAAUAUAUGUAAGCGUCCAUGACAUAAUAUUAUCUGUGACGUAAAAUAAUUACUAGUUUGUCUAACAUUUCCUUUUUUGUACAUAGAUGAUAUAACAUAGUAACGAAUAUUUGUUAAGAUAAACCUUCAUAAUAAGGAGACAGAAACGGGAAAAUAUGUAUUUAUUUCUAUAAAAAUAAGUAUUAUUCUUAAAGAAAUAUCACCAUUGUUCGUGUAUAUUCAUACCAUUGUACCAUUUCAUACAUCUCUUCUUUUUUCCAAUUUUAUGUCCCUAUAGUUUUUCUAUUCAAAGUCAGAUAAAGCGUUAAACCAUGCAUAUAUCAACAGCUGUCGCUCUUUCUAUCUUUAUCAUUGUGCUAGCCUAUGAAUCGGCAGAAAUUAGUGGAAAUCCAAUCGCUGUAAAAAGUGCAGCAAAGGUAGCAGCGGUAAAUAAAACAAUAACAACUCACAGCAAAAAUCCAGCAGUAGAUAAGGCACCAACUAGCCCAGCCAAAGGAGGGUAAGACGAUUGUAUGCAUGUGUGGAAUUUCAUUUUUGCAAUUUACCUUUCAUUUUUGUUCUCACCCAUUUAAUCUUCUCUUGUUCAUUGUUAGUUAAUAAAUUUUUUUUAAUGAAAAAUGAUAAUUGUACAAGUGAAAAUUAAAUCCCUAUGUGUUUAUUCAGUAAGACUAUCAUAUAACCUCAGAAGAUAUCGAACCAUCUAAAUUUUUUGUCCGAACGAGCGACAACUAACUAACUUGUUAAUUUUUCUAAAUAUUUUUUCAGUAAAAAGACUAAAUCAAAAUGGGUAACACCAAAUGCAGCGCAAAAAAAGAUAUUUACAGAUUAUAAAGCCCUAAUUUUGAAAAAAUUACGGGAAAGACAACCAAAUGUACCAGCGACAUACAAAUUAGAACCAGUAAAAACAGGUAGUCAUGUGGUAAAAAAAGUUUCAGUAAACCAUUAUUUGAUUAAAUUACCCGAUAAAAAAUAUGCUCACGCAAUAGUCGCUGUACCAAAAACUGGUAAAAAGGAAAUAACAGAACAUAAUGUAUCAGUACGACGAACAAUAUUCGAUACACUUGAAGCUGCCGAAGAACAAUAG